Entrophospora candida is the source of this 1310-nucleotide messenger RNA. The record is from the annotation of a GenBank genome assembly. Lineage: Eukaryota; Fungi; Glomeromycota; Glomeromycetes; Entrophosporales; Entrophosporaceae.
AAAUGCAAACGACUGAACUCGCUUUUACAACAGAAAAAAUGACUACGAUAAAACAAGCAACAAUUGUUACAGAAACUGUAGAACCAGAAACAAAAAAAACAUUUCCUCACUUAUUCAAUAAGAAAAGUGCCACAAUACUUCCAAAGAAAAAUAAUAGUUGUUAUAACGUUUUUAAGUUAUUCUCAAAUAUAAUUAGUCGUCACUUUUUAAAAAAUCACCAAAGUAAAAAUAAAUUAAAGGAAUCAAAGGAAAGAAGUAUUCCCACAUUGGAUACUACAAUUAGUUUUACCAUUCGAAUAAUAUCUGGAUGCAGUACCUCUGACAAAGACGAAAUACGAGAUAAAGAAAUUUCUCGGAAAAUAGCUUCAUCUAUGUUUAAAUUGCAUGAAAUUCCAGUCCCUGCCGAUAUUGAAAGUACUGUUCCAGAAGUCUGGUCAAACAUUGACAAAUGGUAUGAAUUAUCAUUAUCACGGGAUAUAGUUGAAAAUUCUAGUAUAAAAAGAUUUAAUUUGGAGUCAUUAAAAGAAGAGGUGGAAGAAUUAAAACGUAUUUUAGAAAUGGUUAAUUCGCCAAUCAUAUUUGGACAUAAUGAUGUAAAAUGGACUUCUGAAGAUGAUAGUUUAUUAAAAAUUGGUGUAAAAAAUUUUGGUUAUGAAAAUUGGGAAAAGAUAGCUUCUACAAUUCCCGGUCGUAAUGAAUAUCAGUGUAAAAAAAGAUUUGACUAUAUUCUUAGCUCGAGCCAUUUCAUAAAUGAUCAUGAUGAUGUUGUUAAUAGAUUUAAUGUAAAAAACAUAUUAGCGGAGCAUCACCCUACCUUUUUUAAUGCUGAUCUAGGAGGAUUAACUGAUAAAAUGUCACAGUCUCAACUUGAUCAUGACGACUCUACUACAUCUUCUACAGAACGACAACAGCAACAUUUAAAUAUUUCUUUAGAUUGGAAUAAAACUGUUGAUACUGCUUUACUUCAUUCUGUAGCAAUACAGGCACAAAAUGUCGAAAAAGAAUUAUUACCAUUCCCAACAAUCUCAACUCAUACAAACCCUUCAUUGCCCAAUUCUCCCAACAUAUUUAAUUCAUCUGAUCGACCAUACAAGUGUUCAACUUGUGAGUUGGCAUUUGCAAGAAAUCAUGAUCUAAAACGACAUCAAAAAACUCAUGAAAAAGUAAAGCCAUAUAAAUGUGACGGUUGCUCAAAACAUUUUUCAAGAUUGGAUGCCCUCAGACGCCAUAGACAAAAUCCAAAAAGUCGCAAUGCAUGCCAAAUGACGUUAUUCAUGGAAAAUAGUAUAGAUUCAAAUAUAAUAAAAUGA